This is a messenger RNA of Achroia grisella, 2353 nucleotides long. Its product is annotated as myb-like protein X. The coding region runs from base 90 to 2237 and encodes 715 amino acids. NCBI's taxonomy places the organism in Eukaryota, Metazoa, Arthropoda, Insecta, Lepidoptera, Pyralidae. The transcript has a single exon. The record is from RefSeq and is a predicted model, not a curated record.
UUUAUUAUUGUUCCUUAGAAUUUUCCUCAAACUUCUUGUCAUAUAAAAGCUUGGAUUUCGCAAUCAGCGUCAGUCAAACCAAAACAAACAUGUACAAUAUACUCACAUUGCUUAUUUUGGUUUCCAUAACCAAUGCCCGGGAUAUUUCCCUCGGUUCUGAAGGUGGCACGAAAAUAUUUGAUGAAAACUUUCAAGCAAGUCCCGCCAUAUGGAGACAAAUGCAAAAUGUAACAAUCAAUACAACAGACGACGAAGUGAUAAGUAAAAUCAUAGUGAAAGAUCUUAGGCCCGAAAAAGACGGAGAUGUAGAUAUCGUCGAUGGAGGAGAAGGACAGAAAAAACUUACUUUAGAACUCAAAAGCCCAACUGUGUUAAGAGGAUACGAUUUUCAUGUGGAAGUUUACGCGACACCAACAUCACAGGCAAAAGUUAUAGAUGACAAAAAACAACAGGAUUUAACUCAUCCUAAGCAAAUAGGAGGUCCUAAAAACCCAUUAGAAACUUCAGGAUCUAAACUUGCCUUACCACGUACAAAUGUUGAUACCACUAAAGUACCUGAAUCUUCAUUAUCUGCAGAGAAUAAAAAGUAUGACAACGAAAGAAAAACUCGUGACACAACUCACGAUACUAAGAAACAAAAUGAAGACAAUCUGAAGCCUAAGAUUCCAUCGCUUACUGGAAUUGAAACAAAAGAAACAGAAAUACCAACUAAAUAUGCAGGAAAUCAAAAAGACGGAGCAAAUAAAUCAGAGGAUCACGUAACGGAGAGAAAUAAAAGUGCUGAUAUCGUAGGAAAAGAAACAAAACCAAUCAAUGGAGAAGCAAGACACACUCGUGCGACUGAAGAAGAAGAAGAUCAAAAAAUCUUAUCGGACAUCUAUAAAAAAGCUGGUAACGAUGAUUUUUCAAGAUCUACUACUAAAAGACCCACUUUUGUACAAUUGAAUAAGGACAAAAAUAGUGCUCCUCUAAGUCCCCCAAUAGCCAUUGCUAAUGACAGAAAUGCAAGAGAAACUAGCAAAGAUGAUAAAUCUGAUGAAACUUUGGCACCAGUUGUUAGUAAUAGAAACAACCCUACGCAUACAACGUCAUCACCUUAUGGUAGAAAUAUACCAUCAACUUUAAGUCAAGAGGUUCCAACAUUUGGCUUAAAAAUAAAUACGAAAGACCAUUCAGAUCCGAAGAGCAAUACUAAUUCAGAAAUAAAUGGCAAAAGCGCACAGGAAUUUCCUACCAUUAUAUCUAAGGAAAACGACAAAACUGAAUCUAUAAUAAAUGAUAAAGAAAGAACCACACGAGACAUUCAUAAUCCAGAUAAUAAUGAAAAUUACAACAUAUCUAGAACAUUAAGUUCAUCGAAUAUUAACAAUAAUGAAAAUAAUGAACAGUUAAGAAAUUCACCUAGUGCACUCAAAGACUUAAACACUCAUGCGCUACCACUCAACGAUCAAAAUAAAAAUAGCAACCCUGUAACGUCUAAUAUUGGAAUUAAGCCAAAAGUAGAGAACAAGGACGAGAAACAACCUCCCACGAUAUUUUCUAACAAACACGACAAACCGGCUGUUACAAUGUUAAGUGAUAAAGAAAGAACUAAACGAGACACACAUAAUGUAGCUAAAAAUGAAAAUUACAAUAUACCUAAAUCGUUAACCUCAUCCAAUAUUACCAAAAGCGACGAAAAUAAUGACCAAUCACUUAAGACAGAAGAUAUAAACACACCAAUACUACCUCUGAAUGGGCAAAAUAAGAAUGGUGAGCCAUUGACAACCUCUAACAAUGCCAACAAUCCAGCGACAGAAAACAAGGGAACAACAACUCAUCUAGGAACUUCAGAAUUGACAAAUCCACUUGAAACGAACACUUAUUCGCAAACGUCAAGUCCAGGACCAAACGUGCACAAAUAUCCUAUACCGUAUCCCUAUGCUGGAUCAUACACAACCCCGAAAUCUGAUCAUAAAAGAGAUACAAUAUCUGCUGAUACGGGAAAGAACUCCCCAAAAUCUCCACUACUCUCUGCAUCUGAAGGUUUAGAGAGUUCUACUUUGAAAGUGAAUACACCAAGAAUACAUGAGGAACCAGCAGCGUAUUCGACAACGCCAAAGUCGGAACACAAAAGAGAUACAGUACCAAAAGAAAAGAAACAGGAUAAUGAGGAAGAUCCAAAAAUUACUCCUAAAAUUUCUGGCAAUCCAAACAUUACAGAACACGUCAAAACACCUGUGAUAUCUAUUCAAUAAAUUAAACCGAAUUUCAUUUGGUUAAUUAUAUAACUAAAACGUUCCAUAAUAAUGGUAUUUAUUUUUUAUUUAAUACAUGGUUGUUAUAUUAAGUAAUCACUGAAAUAUUGUCUGUA